AUGCGUGGAAAGGAGGCUGCAUGCUCCGUCACGGGCCUCGUGCAUAGGUUCGCGCAGGAUUUUGAUGCUGAUUCCGUGAUCUCCAGAAUGAUGCAAGGGCGCAACUGGCCUCGUGCUCAGUACAUGAAGGACGUGAACGGUCAUUUGGAGCCUAUGUUGCCCCAAGAAAUCAAAGCUCACUGGAAGCGGAAUGCUUCAGCUGCCAGUGCAGCAGGCACCUGGAUGCACCUGCAAAUCGAAUGCUUGCUGAACGGUGGUGAAGUUCUGCAGCAAUCGGAGGAGAUGCUGCUUUUCCGACAGUAUUUGCCAAGUGCUCCGAGGCUGUACGCGUAUCGCACAGAGUGGUGUGUGUAUUCGGAAUGUGAUGGCCUAGCGGGGUGCAUCGACUUUGCCGGUGAGGCGCAAGAUGGGACACUUGUGCUGAUUGACUGGAAGCGUAGCAAGUCCCUUCGCUCCAAGUACGAGAACUGUUGGCAGAGAAUGAGACGUCCCCUCCAGCAUCUGGAUGACUGCGCAGGUAACCACUAUCGCUUGCAACUCAAUGUGUACAAAUACAUUGUGGAGAAGCACUACGGUUGGCGGGUCAGUGCCAUGUAUGUGGUGUGCUUGCACCCGGACAAUGCUGUUGGUGGACCCUUCGUUGACACCGUCCCCGACAUGGCUUCAGAGGUGGCUGCCAUGAUGAGGGAGCACCGUGUGUUCCUCGAGACAGCAGGAGGGUCUAGCGGUGAGAGAUCGUCAGCAGAAUCCAUUGUCAUGUCUUCCUCCAGCGGACGAGCAGGAGUGGCUCCACCAGAUUGCUUUGAACGUGCUGAGCAGAGGUUGGCAGCGCAAAGACUGAACUACACAGGAGGAAGGCUUCCCCAGGAACUGGUGGAGAGACUGCCAGGGUUUUUCUUCUCCUUUGAGUAUCUUCGGACAUUAGCAUGUGUCUCACCGGAAAUGUGCCGAUCAGUUCGGGAUCGUGAGCAUUGGAGAAACAGUCGUAUCUUCUUGAACACAGACGAGUUCGAAAGCACGCAGGCCUUGCGCAGGAUGGUCUACUUUUACAGCGCGGCUCGUUUGUGCCUCGUCAACGUCCGACAACUGGCAAUGUUUCAUGUCUUUCCUGAGCGUAUGCUACUCGACUGGACAGCGUCUGUGGCUCGUCCGGCUGGGCUUGUCAGACAGGGCGUGUCUGGUUUUAUUUCGGACCGACCUCUCAUGGGAUGCGCCACCUUUGACCUGGUGCUUCCAGAUCACGCCGUGGGGCUUUACAUGGGUGUGCAAGAAUGGCGGGGCACGAAGCGAUCUUAUUGCCGGAUCGACAAUGUUUUCAGACAAGAUUGCACAGUCUCGUUUGCCUUAGAUGACAUGCCUCCUCAACCUCAUGGUGGACGCAAUCGCUGCCAGCUCCUUCCUGGCCGAACUCAUCGUAUCCGUCUCCGGUGGGAUCAGAGAAUGCUCGAGUUGUCGAUUGACGAGAGAGGCGUUUCCGUCGCUCGUCUGCGUGAUGGUGCUGCUGACGCUGUGUCUCCGCUGGCCCGCGUUUUCACGUGGAUCCAUGUGAGGCCACGCCCGUUCCCUCAGAUGGCAAGCUUCCGACCAGUGCCCUCUUAUGUGCGGCUGGAUCCCACUAUCAGGUGCGCUUUGUGCCAGAGGGAGCACACAGGUCUUCGGAUGCCGCGAUGGGCAGUGUGCCCUCUGUGUGACUGUUGGAUUUGCGUGAGUCACUGUGGCCAGACGCCUUGGCGUCUAUGCCCGUAUUGUCCAAACCAGCUCACGGACUACAUCGGUGGAAGCCAUGUGCAGCCUUAUGCAGAUGCAACCAACUUCUUCCAGACAGUUUUCACACUGGAAGAAGAAGCUGAUAAGUUUUCAUGUGUUGUCCGCAAGACUGUUCGGCGCCAUGCCAAGUUCUUGGAGCAGAAUCCCUUAGCUGUCAAGCUGCUGCCGGACCCUGCUGCAAAAGGCAGCCUGUCGAAACGCUUGUGGGAGAAGGUAAUGUACCGCGGAAGAGCUAUUAUUGAUUUUCUAGAUCAGCAGAAAGAUCUAUUGCUCUUCAGGUUCCUUCACGCCCUCUCGGAGGAUUUAUCAUCAUCUGAUCACAAGGGUCUGUUGGACGACCUUCCUCACCCGAAGGACAUGCCAGAUGGCACGGUCUGGCGUCAGCUGGCUUUAGAGUAUUCUCUAGAGCUUCAGCUCCAGCUGGCGCGAGAGCAACUGGAUCGGUCGGCAGCCCAGGCAGCGACAGAGCAGCGACUUCGAAGUGAAGCUCUGCAAAAGCAUCGUUCGCGCGCAAGUGAGCCUUACAGCUUGUCUGUGCCAGAUGAAACUCAGGCCUGUCACAGUUGGGAGGAGGUCGAAGGCGGGAGCGAAGGAGCGAUUGGACCCCUUGCAAUUUCCCAAACAUCUUUGGACGAACGGAUCCAGCUGGAGCUGGACGAGUCAGUUGCACUUGCCCUUGCAGACAAUACGCAAGUCUCGGAAGUACGAGUGGCAAGUGGCCAGUUGGACCCAGAAUCGGCCCAAGCAGCGAAGCCAGAGACAGCUGACCAGCACGAGCUGCAGGAUCUGCAGAGUCUCACGAAGCGCAGAAGACUCACCCCGGCCGCAAUGAAAACCAGCAGUGCCUUCGACGACAUGUUCGGGGAGUUGUCUGCAGCCACAGCUGGUGCAUUCCCAGAAAUACCUCCCCAUCAGCCUGCGCCGAGACAAAGGACUGUUCUGCAACACACAGCUUAUCUACUUGGGUUCGUGAAAGAGCGCCAGCCCACCUGGUCGGACAUGUUGGUACGUGCAGCUGCAGCAGGCUUGACAGUUUACCGAACACGGUACCAGGAUCUCUUUGUGCGGGACUACGUGGCCCUCCUCUGGAUCAUGGAGGGCGAGCGCUACUUGCGUUCUCACAAUUCCACCUGCUAUCUCUACCACGAGCAUGGUGCUUUUGAAGCCUUCAGAGGAAUACCUCCUGAGUCCACCUUUGCUCGCGUGAAGCCGUUCCUUCUGACUUUGGAGGGUAUGUUUCGUAUCCUGAGCCCCAGCACUGGGCGUUCCGAUGUCGCCGUGUUGAAUGGCAUCGCUCAAACUCUGCAGCAGUACAACCACGAGGCCGAAUACUUCGACGCAUGCCAAGAUGCGGCGUUGUACCCGCCGGAGCGACCGGGAAGAGCUGCAGCAACCAGAUCUAGGCAGCAGGAGGAUGAAGCUCCCAACCCUGCAGAUGGCUGGCCUGGUGUCGUUGCGAACAUGAUUUCGAAAAUUGCAGGGCCCUUGCAGAGAGACUUGCUGGAUGAGCGACGCCUUCUGCAGUUUGUAGUUGAAUGGUGUGAGACUCCUUCGAGCAGACAAGCUGGAGUGGCUUUCGCAGAUGCAUGUCUCUUGUACGACAGAUCUCCGGAUGAGAUUUGCACUUUCGUGGACCCCAGUCCGUCGAACAAUAUUUACAUCCGCAUUCCACAUGCUCUCAGAGAUCCUGUUCUUAGAGUUGCCCAGGAGCGUUUCGAACUUUUCGUUCGCCAGACAUUCUGGUGCAAUGAAGACUUCUUCGGCUGCUGUCUCGCAGCACAAGCGCUGGCGAAAAGGGGCGAGAAUGUGGACCGCUGUUUCAUCGGCGAGAGCGCAGGAGGCACGGGCCAGAGCUUGUACAGCAGCCAUCUCGCUGCAGUCUAUAAGCACAACCAUGCCUUCAUCGACCCUAAUCUGUGGCACAAUGAAGACGAGCUUCGCAAGCAGAUCGAGUCCUUUGCCACGUCAUUUAUCAUCACAGCGCAAGAAAAGCCGGAGUCGAACAAGACGUUCCGUGAAGACUUGUACAAGAAGAUGAUAAGUGCCGACGACUUGGCCGGUCGCAAGCCCUAUGGCUACGUGACUCGCAUGCUUCGAAUUACCGGCUGGAAGCGGAUCGAAACGAAUGCCCUCAUGACGUUCAAAGGGGUGGCAGAAUCCAAUUUCAAUUCUGUCCUGCGGCGUAGCUUGGUAUGGAACCCGCAGUCUGUCUUCAUGGACAAAGAGUUUCUCGACAAGAGUUAUCCAGAUGCUGCGCCAGACGGUAUAUUUCCCAAAGACCCGUGUCUCCGCGAGUUUCUAGAGUCAGGGCCUGCCAUUGCUGCCUCUCUUCAUCAGCAGCUUGGUUUUGAAAGGCGGCAUAGCCGUGAUGUGUGCCGCAAAAUGAUCGAGGCUUACGCUGCUUCUGGAUGCACUGAGCGUAAGAUGAGGAACGCCUGCGGUCUUCUUCCACAGACUGAAAAAGCUGCGCCAGCAGAACUCAAGCAGGCCGCCGCAUCCGUUGCCCCACCUCAAGGGACGGAUAAGUCGACCCCAAGCUCUGCUGAUGAUGUACUUCAAGGCUACCUGGACAAGCUUGGAAGUUUCAUGCUCAGUGACGCAGGCCGACAGACAAAGAUCACUUCGUUGUGGUGGAAACGGUUUGCACCAGCCACUUAG
Symbiodinium sp. CCMP2592 is the source of this 4425-nucleotide messenger RNA. The record is from the annotation of a GenBank genome assembly. Lineage: Eukaryota; Dinophyceae; Suessiales; Symbiodiniaceae.